Messenger RNA from Pleurotus ostreatus (oyster mushroom), 510 nucleotides. RefSeq lists its product as uncharacterized. NCBI's taxonomy places the organism in Eukaryota, Fungi, Basidiomycota, Agaricomycetes, Agaricales, Pleurotaceae. Bases 1 to 510 code for a protein of 169 amino acids. Gene Ontology annotation, cellular component: nucleus; cytoplasm. The transcript has 6 exons. Gene Ontology annotation, biological process: proteasome assembly. The record is from RefSeq and is a predicted model, not a curated record.
AUGCGGGGCUCGAACGUACUUGUCCUGAAAGAUGGUCGCGGGGGCAUCCCGGACGUUAUUAUGCGGAGACAAUUCGAGGACGAGGGGGAGGACACUUCUCUUCGCCUCGUACCCACCGAAGGCUCCAAAUCCGCGUCCGUGAAGGACACCGCGAACAGUCUUGGUCUGCACGAUACACUGCAGUACGGUCCACGCAGCAUUGCUGCUGAGGUGAAGACACAAUCGCAGAUCAAGAACCGCUUGGAAAAGUGGGAGGAAACACAAGAUAACACGAAGCUCAAUCUCUUGCGGAACGUGCAGGGAUUGCACGCACCGAUGCGUCUGCUUAUGGAGCGGCGCAUCGUAUCUCAUAAUCCUCACAUGCCUGGUCUGUACGACGACACAAAUCUGGCUCUGGACAUCUUGAUGGGUCGCGACGAAACAGUAGAACCUGCUGAUAUCUUCAGCAAUGUUGAUAUCAAGCAACCGAUGAAUCUCCACACCGAGAUGGAGAAGAAACGCCGAAUCUAG